Colossoma macropomum (tambaqui) is the source of this 3520-nucleotide messenger RNA. RefSeq names its product pre-B-cell leukemia homeobox interacting protein 1a (gene pbxip1a). The record is from RefSeq and is a predicted model, not a curated record. Lineage: Eukaryota; Metazoa; Chordata; Actinopteri; Characiformes; Serrasalmidae. The coding region runs from base 328 to 2850 and encodes 840 amino acids. The transcript is spliced from 11 exons.
UCAGGUCAGUGAUAAGACAAGAGCUGCACAGACCGCCGCUGUCACCUGGAGCUGUCAAUCACGGUGGAGGCGAGCUGUUCGGUGGACACGACACUAACGUCCUGAUUGGCUGUUUGGCGUUUGAGGGCGGGACAGAGCGGAUCACGUCCUCAUCCCAUUGGAAAGGAGAGUGAGAGCGUACCCACGCGGAACGCAACUUGGCUUUCCCAAAGUUAAGAAGUUUAGGGGAGACGGGCGCAUCACGGAAUUCAGGAUUUCAUAAACGAGACGAAGAGGAUUUGCUGAUAUUGUGGUUUUACACACGCGGUGCUGAGCAACAAGACAGUGAUGUCUGAUAACAGCACCGGCAGUAGUGGGUCUUCCAGUAACAGCUGGACUCUCCUCUCUCCUGAGGAGGCUGCCUUUGACACUGCUGGACCAGUGGAUGAUGGAACGGAGAGUAUUGGUGACGUGCCAAGCCUUUCAGAGGAAGUUGCAGGAGGCUCUUUGGAGGUGAAGCAAAGUGAGAGUGAAGCCCCGUUGGAGACCAUUUUGUCAGAAGAGGGCCAGCAGGUUUGCCAGGAAACAUCCCCAGAAUUCUUUGAUGAGGUCACAGCUUCUAGCAUUGCAGCAGAUGAAGCUGACCCUGAGAUUUGUGCCCCUGUCAUUCAUGAUACCAUAACUAGCUCUCCUCCUGACAAUGACCUUCUUGGUGCAGUUCCCUUUAGCAUAGCUACAGAGUCCUCCCUCUUUCUUUCAGAGGAACCUGCACUUGAGGAAGAGCCCUUUCCUGAUGUUCAGCCCACAUUUGUAAUUCCUCCCAAAGAAAGCCCUGCCCCUGAGUCUAUAGUUGAUGCAAGCCCUAUCCUUGAACCUACAGCUAAGGUGACCCCUGCCCCUGAACCGAUAGCUGAGGUGAGCGCUGCCCCUGAACCUACAGUUGAGGUGAGCCCUGCCCCUGAACCUACAGCUGAGGUGAGCCCUGCCCCUGAACCUACAGCUGAGGUGAGCCCUGCCCCUGAACCCAAAGCUGAGGUGACCCCUUCCCCUGAACCCAAAGCUGAGGUGACCCCUGCCCCUGAACCAACAGAAAUAAGCUUCUCCCCAAAGACUCCUGAUUCUCCUCUUCCUGAUGUUACUGCAGACAUAAGCCCCAUCUCUAUUAGUCAUACCUCUGCAAUCCCUGUGGUAGAUAUUCAUGCUGAGGAAAACCCCACCCCUGAAAGGUCAUCUCCAAGUCUGCUCUCUGAAACUUAUUUUAGCUCUGCAUCAGAAGGUCCUCUAGUUGUGGGCCUUAACCCAGAAACUGUUGCUACGUCUAUCUUGGAAGAGGAGGCGCCCGCAAUACAGAGAGAAGAACCUGAGCCUCCAGAUGAAUCGGCAGAUGUGGUGAGGGAGCCAGAAACACUGUGUGCAGAAGUCUCAAUGGACCGUCCGGAAGAGGGUGAUGGUCUGCGGCUACGACAUGUGCAGCACACUGAGGUGAAAAGACAGAGCUCAGACGAGGAAGACGAGGAAGAAGAGGAGUUCAGGAUGCCGGAGAGAAAAGAAGAGAAAUCAGGCUUCUCGCUGAACCAUCUCAUCAUAGGAGCUCUGGCAUUGUUGUGUCUUGGCUCCCUUUUCUUCACGGGUAUCAUGGUUGACCAGGCCGGUGAUUUUGAUGGCUCUGAGCUAAGUGACCAGGAACUUCUUGAGAAACUUGCUCAAGAAAACAAACAGAUUUCCAUACUGGAGGCACAAAUACAGUCCCAAAAGGAAGAAUUGGUCAAGGCACUGAAGAUAGCUGCAGAUAAGGGAAUUACUGACAAAGAAAAUGCUAAAAUGAAAGAAGAACUAUCUACAUUGCCUGCUCUAAAAGAAGAAAUAGAGGCACUUAAAGCCAGGAUCAGUGAGCUCACCCAACUCACAGCUGAGGAGGCCUCUGACACAUCCCAGAGCUCUAUUUCUUCUUCACCUGGUGUUCCUAGAGAUAUUCAAGGAUCUACAGGACCUGAUAGAUGGUGGGAUAAGCAACAGGAGCUCAAAAGACAAAAAACUCUACUGGAGGAGAGCAGAAAGAGACUGGAAGGGAUAAAGAAACCAGGCUGGCACAAGAAGGGCUUGAGGGAGAGUUUGGUUGAGAUGCAGCAGAGGCUCUCAGAACAGGUGGACUACUUGGGCAAGAGGGAUGAAUGGAAGAAGAAGCACAAGGAGCACAAAGAGGGGAAGAAGGAGUGGGGCGACAAGAAGAGAAACCAGUGGAAGAUGGAGGAGACUGAGAAAAGGAAAGAGUGGAAGCUUGGCAAAGACAAGUAUGACGGUGGCUCAAAACACAAAGAGCACUUCAGGAAGUACCGUGAAGAGUGGGACCAUAAAAAGGAUGAGAGGAAGCUGGAGCGAGAAAGAAGAAAGCAAGAGAGGCCUUGGCAGACCAAGCCUGACCACCAGCAUAAUCAUCAUCAUAAAAAGCAGCAUCAACAGCAUGAGCCAGUGGAGUUCUGGAAACACCAAGAGGAGAAACUCAGGAGGAACCAGAACCCUCCUGAACGCUGCUAUGGUGUGGCAGAUUGUGCUGAUGCAGAGGGACUCACUCCAGUCAAGCUGUCAGAGUUCCAGGCGCUCCUGGAAGUCUAUCUGAGCAAAUUGGAAGGCGUUGCUGAGGAGAAUCUGGAAGCUCUGCGUCGUCUCGUCGCCCAGUUCUUCCGUGGUGGUGUCUUCAGCCACGACAGCAUGCUCUUUAGCGAGUUUGCUGAAGAUGUGGCAGACAUAUUGGAGGACCUGGCAGAUGUUUUGAAAGACAAGCAGCAUGGCAGCGACAAUGAAGCAUUGGAGGAGGAAAUGGAGCAGUUUGAGAAGGAGGCCUUGUGGAAAUUUGCUGCCCUUGGUGCAUAAAGCAGCGAGGCUAGAAUAGAAAAUGAGCCAUAUGAAGGAAAAAAUAAUACCACACCAAAACGAGACGACUGAGAAAGGUUCUCUCCAGACAUUGGCAAUUUCCCCUGGCUAUAUGGACUCUAACUGUAGUUUGUGCAAAGAGUGUCCUUCUGGAGUCUUGUCCUUUUGUGAAGUUCCACCUGUAUGUUGAGUGUCCUGUCCUGUGCUACCUCUAUUCUUCAGUGCCAACCCCUUGCUUGCUGUGUAAAGAAUCAGUUACUUUUUUGUUGCUUUUUAGUGUCAACUUAAAAUCAGUUCAUCUUUGAAAAAAGAAGGGAUCCUUUGGUCCCUCUAUUGAAUAGCUUUUAGUUUGGCCUUGGCCAUAAUGUAAGAAGUAAAACCUGGAAAUGUAUGUAUUUGUCCCUGCUGGUUUGGACAACCUGUGCCUGUUUAUACUCACCAUAAUAUUGCUGACCGGUUGAGUGUCAAGUAGGUUCCUGCCCUGUAAAGGGAUGACCACUUCAUUCAGAUGUUUUUUAUUUUUACUUAUGAGGGAAACUGACAGUGCUGAUAUGUGUAAUUUGCUGAAGUCUGGGAAAAGGUUAUUAGCAGGGGAACAUGGUACCAAUUUAAUCAGUUUAAAUGUCUGCAUAUCAAAAAAUUAAACUACCUACUGCUGUGCACAAUUUUA